Molecule: messenger RNA, 2751 nt
Organism: Letharia lupina
Lineage: Eukaryota; Fungi; Ascomycota; Lecanoromycetes; Lecanorales; Parmeliaceae
Exons: 6
Coding region: 1-2751 (916 amino acids)
Cellular component (GO): cell septum; cell periphery
Molecular function (GO): chitin synthase activity
Source: RefSeq, a predicted model, not a curated record
AUGGCCUACCAAGCAUCUCCGGGAGCUGGGGGCUAUGAAGAGGACCACCGGUUGCACGACCUGCCCUCCGGCAGCCAAUAUCAUCUGCCUCCACACGAGGGUUCUGAUGACGAAGAUGAACGAGCCCUCUUAGCCCACGGCCAGGGGCCCUUCAAUGGGCCAUUCGAUGAGCCUCACUCCGGGAUCGCAACUCCCCCUAUCAGACCUGCUUCGAACUACACUCUGACGGAAUCAUAUGUUGGGGAUCACAAGUCACAAGCACCUCCUUACAACGGGUAUCACGGAGAUGGCUACAGCUCGACUCUCGAUGACCCCACAGCGGCAUUUGGCGUGCCUGGGCGAGCGCCGUCUCCAUACGAGAGAAGUGACACCAGCUCCACGGAAGCAUGGAGGCAGAGGCAAGCACCUGGAGCAAAUGGGUUGAGGCGAUACGCGACUCGUAAAGUGAAACUUGUUCAGGGCUCGGUCCUGAGUGUGGACUAUCCAGUACCUAGUGCUAUCCAGAACGCUAUUCAGGCGAAGUACAGGAGUGAUCUAGAGGGAGGCAGUGAAGAAUUCACACAUCUGAGAUACACUGCUGCAACUUGCGAUCCCAAUGAAUUCACGCUCAAGAAUGGCUAUAAUCUUAGGCCGGCCAUGUACAACCGCCACACCGAACUCCUCAUUGCCAUCACAUACUACAAUGAAGACAAAGUAUUGACUGCGCGUACCCUUCAUGGUGUCAUGCAAAAUGUCCGCGACAUUGUCAACAUCAAGAAGACAGAGUUCUGGAAUAAGGGAGGCCCUGCUUGGCAAAAGAUUGUCGUGUGUCUGGUCUUCGAUGGGAUCGAUCCCUGCGACAAGGAGACUUUGGAUGUCCUGGCAACAGUUGGCAUCUACCAAGAUGGUGUCAUGAAGAAAGACGUCGACGGCAAAGAAACCACAGCUCAUGUUUUCGAGUACACUACCCAACUUUCGGUCACGCCCAAUCAGAAACUUAUACAACCCCAGGACGACGGCCCCACUACGCUUCCUCCAGUACAAAUGAUCUUUUGUCUCAAACAGAAGAAUAGCAAGAAAAUCAACUCUCAUCGAUGGCUAUUCAACGCUUUUGGUAAGAUAUUGAACCCGGAAGUCUGCAUUCUUCUAGACGCCGGGACAAAGCCAGGGCCAAAAUCUCUCCUUGCGCUGUGGGAAGCUUUCUAUAAUGACAAAGAUCUUGGUGGUGCUUGCGGAGAGAUCCACGCUAUGUUGGGUAAAGGAUGGAGAAACCUUCUGAAUCCGCUUGUGGCAGCCCAGAACUUUGAGUACAAGAUCAGCAAUAUCCUGGACAAACCGCUGGAAAGCUCCUUUGGGUACGUCAGCGUUCUUCCGGGAGCGUUCUCUGCGUACCGAUUCCGUGCUAUCAUGGGACGCCCUCUCGACCAGUAUUUCCAUGGUGACCACACCGCCGCAAAGAUCAAUGCGGGUAAAGGCAUUGAGAAUAUGAACAUCUUCAAGAAGAACAUGUUCUUGGCCGAGGAUCGGAUUCUGUGUUUCGAACUUGUCGCCAAAGCCGGAUCGAAGUGGCACUUGACCUACGUAAAGGCCUCAAAGGGCGAGACCGACGUUCCUGAAGGUGCUCCAGAGUUCAUCGGGCAACGCCGAAGAUGGCUCAACGGCUCCUUUGCAGCCAGUAUCUACUCACUGAUGCAUUUCGGAAGGAUGUAUAAAAGCAGUCAUAACAUCGUGCGCAUGUUCUUUUUUCAUAUUCAAUUGCUAUACAACAUUUUUUCAGUGUUUCUCUCAUGGUUCUCGAUCGCUUCGUUCUGGCUCACGACCAGUGUCAUCAUGGAUCUCGUCGGAAAGCCAGGCGCAGCGAACGAAAACAAAGCUUUCCCCUUUGGCAACCAUGUUACACCGGUCGUUAAUACAGUGCUGCAAUAUCUCUAUCUCGGCUGUGUCCUUCUGCAGUUCAUCCUAGCACUGGGGAAUCGGCCCAAAGGAUCGAGAUGGACAUACAUCAUGUCUUUCCUAGUCUUCGGUAUCAUCCAGGUCUAUAUUGUGAUACUGUCAAUGUAUUUGGUGGUCCGAGCUCUCUCUGGUAACAACGAAACGGAAAUCGAGACACACAAUGGUCUUGAUGAGUUCUUCAAGACUUUCUUUUCCUCGUCGAGUUCAGGCAUCAUCCUUAUUGCUUUGGCAGCUACCUUUGGUUUGUACUUUGUGGCUUCCUUCAUAUACCUGGAUCCGUGGCACAUGAUCACCUCAUUCCCACAGUAUCUUUGCCUCAUGUCGUCCUACAUCAACAUCCUCAAUGUCUACGCCUUCAGCAAUUGGCAUGACGUGUCGUGGGGAACCAAAGGUUCUGAUAAGGCCGACGUUCUGCCAUCAGCUCAAACCACAAAGACAGGAGACGGUAAAGCCGCCAUUAUCGAAGAGCCCGACAAACCUCAAGCGGAUAUCGAUAGCCAAUUCGAGAUAACGGUCAAGCGUGCAUUGGCCGAAUUCCACCCACCGGUGAUCAUCGAGAAGAAGACCUUGGAGGAUUCGUACAAGAGCUUCAGAACAAGAUUGGUCACGGCAUGGAUCUUCUCGAACGCUUUACUUGCUGUUGGUAUUACGAGUAACGAUUUGACUUCUCUAGGGCUCUCGAACAGUUCAACAGUCAGGACGUCGAAUUUCUUCCGAGCCCUGCUCUGGUCCACAGCUGCCCUCUCCGUGAUACGCUUCAUCGGAUGCUGCUGGUUCCUAGGCAAGUCGGGCUUGCUGUGCUGUUUCAACCGGAGGUAG